This is a messenger RNA of Chondrus crispus (carragheen), 1101 nucleotides long. RefSeq lists its product as hypothetical. Gene Ontology annotation, molecular function: ATP hydrolysis activity; ATP binding. The transcript has 3 exons. The record is from RefSeq and is a predicted model, not a curated record. NCBI's taxonomy places the organism in Eukaryota, Rhodophyta, Florideophyceae, Gigartinales, Gigartinaceae. Bases 1 to 1101 code for a protein of 366 amino acids.
AUGACAUCUACUCUUCCUCUUUGGUCUUAUUUUGUGGUGGAUAUUUUGCCUUGUGAAUGCCCUCUACUCCGGGGUAGGCCCUUCUCCAGCACGUCUGGCUUUCUCGGCAAUGGACUGACGCAUACGGUACCCUUGGUACUUCACUUUCGGCUCUCCACAAAACCCGUACCCCUAUCUGCCGCGAUCACCACAUGCCGGCACGGUCGCAUGUCUUUGUGUUGUCGUUGCUGGCAUGCAUGGGUCAUCCCUGGCAUUGCGCCGCCCUUGCGUAGGUGGCCGCUAUCUCUGCCUGCGACCUCCCCACGCCGCCGCCGAAGAGUGACCGCCGUUGCGGAGCAGACGCGACCGCGCAUCGAUGGAAAAACAAUAAAAGAUCCUGGUCAUGACCCACCACCAUUCGAAGUCGAGCUCAAAGAUGUCUGGGUUGCUCUAGGUGGGAAGAACGUUCUUAAAGGGCUCAAUUUGAACAUACGGAAGGGAGAAGCUACUGCUAUUAUCGGGACGAGCGGUACCGGAAAGUCGACAGCACUGCGCGUCAUUACUGGGCUCAUCAUGCCUGACGCUGGUGAACACGCAGCCUUGUUCGAUUCUAUCACUGUCGGGGAGAAUGUUGCUUUCGGCAUGAUGCGCGAGAGAGGCGCCCGCCGAUUGCCAGACGAGCGUAUCUACGAGUUGGUGAAGCUUUACUUGAAGCGCGUUGACAUGGAGGAGGCGAUUGACAAGUUCCCCGAGGAACUGUCUGGCGGCAUGAAGAAGCGCGCAAGUGUAGCGCGCGCUGUCAUCCACGACCCUGAGAAACCCGAGACAGCGCCGGAUAUUCUCGUGUACGACGAGCCGACGGCUGGGUUGGACCCAACAGCGUCGACUAGAAUCGAGAAUAUGAUUCGGGACUUGCAGGAUGUAUGCAAGACCUGCGUGGUUGUGACACAUCAAUUUAGCACGAUUCGACGUACCGCCGAUCGUGUCGUGCUCAUGCAUGAAGGCACUGUCGUUUGGGACGGAUCGGUGAAUGAUCUGGAUACCACGGAGAACCCCUACGUUCGGCAGUUCAUGUCUGCUUCGCUGCACGGGCCAUUGAACAGUGCCGAUAACAUUUUGUGA